Messenger RNA from Pieris macdunnoughi, 2094 nucleotides. The record is from the annotation of a GenBank genome assembly. NCBI's taxonomy places the organism in Eukaryota, Metazoa, Arthropoda, Insecta, Lepidoptera, Pieridae.
AUGGCAAUAGAUAAUUUCAAGCGGCGUUGUCCUUUACUUAAGUUGACGUUACAUAAGCUUGUAGGUUUUACUACUACAUCAUGCAUUGUUGCGGCCGCCUCUGCAUCAACCCUCAAUGUCAGUACAUCCAUAAACAAUACCAGCUCCGGCAAUGAGACCGAUCUCUCGGAACUUUUUCACUGGCAAGACUAUGGGGUACUUGCUGCUAUGUUAUUCGUUUCUUGUGCAAUCGGCGUAUUUUAUGGCUAUUGUGGGGAGAAACAAACGACAGGAGAUGAUUUUCUUUUAGGUGGAUCAUCGAUGGGGACUUUUCCCAUGGCUUUAAGUUUAGCGGCAAGUUUUAUAACCGCUAUCGAAUUAUUGGGCAAUCCAGCAGAAAUGUACAUAGCUGGGGCUCAGUUUUGGAUGAUUUGCAUUGCUUUUGUUCUGGUUGUUCCCAUUUCUAGUCAACUUUAUCUACCGGUUUUUAUGAGGCUUCGAUUGACAUCAUGCUACGAAUACCUGGAGGUGCGAUUCUGCAAAUCUAUGCGAGUUUAUGCAAGCGCAUUAUACAUGCUUCAAAUGAUAUUGUACACUGCAGUGGCUGUUUAUGCUCCAGCUCUUGCUCUCUCGGAUGUAACUGGAUUAAAUACCUACGUAGCAGUAUCGCUGGUUUACGUAGUUUGUAUUUUUUACGCUUCCCAAGGUGGAAUGAAAGCAGUAAUCAUGACCGAUUCCUUUCAAUCAGCAGUUCUAUUAGCAUCAUUAGCGACAGUAUUAGCUUUAGGUGCAGAUCAAGUUGGCGGUCUUAACGCAGUUUGGGAUUAUUCAAGACGUUCUGAUAGACUACACUUUUUCGACAUGGACCCUGAUCCCACGGUCCGCCAUUCGUUUUGGUCAGUAGUUGUUGGUGGCACAAUGUACUGGGUGAGCAUGUUUUGCGCAAACCAGGCAUCCGUACAAAAAUACUUAUCUGUUGAGCGCAUAUCUCAAGCUAGAAUCGCUCUAUGGGUAUCUGCAAUUGGCUUGAUUGCCGUGUAUUCUGUGAAUUUCAUCACCGGAGCAGUGCUUGCCGCCCAUUAUGCUGGAUGCGAUCCAAUACAGGCCGGAGUUAUCAGUGCAUCGGAUCGAUUACUUCCAUUGUAUGUGGUGAGGGAAUUUGGAAAAUACCCCGGCGUUCCUGGCUUCUUCGUCGCAGGCAUUUUCGCGGCUAGUCUCGGUACUGUUGCAUCAGCCCUAAACUCUCUGGCUGCAGUCGCGUGCCAAGACUUAGCGAACGGCUUAUUAGGAAUAACACUUCCAGAAGAGAAAGGGGCAAUGAUAGCAAAGUGGGUCUGCUUGGCCUGUGGUGCUAUCUCAUUUGCUCUGGUCUUCAUUGUGGAACGACUUGGGCCAGUUCUACAAUUGGCACUCUCAUUCAACGGCAUGGCUGGAGGUGUUUCCUUGGGUCUCUUUAGUUUAGGAAUGUUAUUCCCGUGGGCCAAUUCUACGGGUGCAGUGGCAGGCGGUAUUUUUGGGCUACUCGUAGUGGUUGUGGCGGGCGGUGGUGCACAACUAGCGCAGGUUCCCCUCCCGCGGCUUCCUACAUCAACGGAUUCCUGUCCUGCUUACUAUAAUCUGACUUCCUUGAUUAUUUCCCCAAGCGAAAACCAAGACGAAGCAGUUUUUUGGUUAUUCAGAGUCUCAUACCUAUGGUAUUCAAGCCUAGGUUGUGUAGCUACCGUCUUAGCUGGAAUGGUUGUAUCAGUGAUAACUGGUGUAACGGAUCCCGCCCAUGUGCCAAUUGAUUUAAUUUCGCCACCAGUUAUAUCCCUAUUAAGCGCCUUGCCGAAGAAAUUAAAGAAAGCGUUACGGAUACCAACGCGUAUGGGGUUGGAAAGGCGGCGAAGUUCGAGCGUGCGGCCGCCAAGUAUUGCAGAUGACAAGGACACGAGACGGCGCAGGCGCCUCUCGGAAUUAGCUGGUGGUGUUUUUUAUAGCGACGCACAGAUCCUUACGCAAGGACAUGACAACCUUGCCUUGGACACAGAGAAAAGCCAUGACCAUUACCAUCGCACUAGCUUUAAAUUGGAUAAACAAUCAAGUCCACAACUUUCUAGAACAUCUACAUGUUAA